Messenger RNA from Python bivittatus (Burmese python), 3566 nucleotides. RefSeq names its product F-box protein 3 (gene FBXO3). Gene Ontology annotation, cellular component: cytoplasm. Gene Ontology annotation, molecular function: protein binding. The record is from RefSeq and is a predicted model, not a curated record. Lineage: Eukaryota; Metazoa; Chordata; Lepidosauria; Squamata; Pythonidae.
AUAACAAACCGGCGUGAGGAGGGAAGAAACGCGCACCUCCCCCAGGCAGGUAAUAGGCUGUGGGCGGGCUUCCUCCCGCCUGGCCCAAUCCGAGAGAAGUAAGGGCGGAGUUUCUGCCGGGAGCGAAGAGCCAGCAGGUCAGGCGGCAAGAUGGCGGCCAUCGCCGAGCAGGACUUGGUGCCCCUCAGCCUGGAGCAACUGCCCACUGACCCGCUCCUACUCAUCCUAAGCUUCCUGGAUUACAAGGACCUCAUGAGUUGCUGUUUUGUAAGUCGUAGAUUAAAUCAACUUUCAAUCCAUGAUCCAUUGUGGAAGAGGCAUUGUAAGAAAUACUGGCUUUUGUCUGAAGCUGAGAAGUCUCGAAGAAAUAAGAGCUGGAAAGCAAUUUUCAUAGAUAUGUAUGCCGAUUUAGGAAAAUAUAUUCAGUAUUAUGCUACACUUAAAAAAGCCUGGGAUGAUUUGGAAAAAUAUUUGUUGCAGCACUGUCCUCGGAUGAUUAGUUCUUUGAAAGACAGUGUUCAGGAAGACGAUCUGGAUGCUGUGGAGGCACAGAUUGGUUGCAAAUUACCAGAUGAUUAUCGAUGUUCAUUUCGAAUCCAUAAUGGACAGAAGCUAGUUGUCCCAGGGUUGAUGGGAAGCAUGGCACUCUCCAAUCACUAUCGCUCUGAAGAUUUGUUGGACAUUGACACGGCAGCUGGGGGUUUUCAGCAGCGACUAGGACUGAAGCAAUGCCUUCCCUUAACCUUUUGCAUUCACACUGGAUUGAGUCAGUAUAUGGCUCUGGAAAGCGUGGAGGGUCGCAAUAAUUAUGAAAUCUUCUACCAAUGUCCAGAUCAAAUGGCCCGUAAUCCAUCUGCAAUUGAUAUGUUUAUCACAGGUAAUUCCUAUUUGGAAUGGUUCACCUCCUAUGUAAACAAUGUAAUAACAGGUGGCUAUCCAAUCAUCCGAGACCAGAUUUUCAGAUAUGUUCAUGAAAAAGACUGUGUAGCAAAAACAGGAGAUAUUACUGUCUCAGUGUCCACAUCUUUCCUACCUGAACUCAGUUCUGUACAUCCGCCUCAUUACUUCUUCACUUACAGAAUCAGAAUUGAGAUGUCCAAAGAUGCACUUCCAGAGAAGGCUUGUCAAUUAGAUAGCCGGUAUUGGAGAAUAACAAAUGCCAAAGGUGAUGUGGAGGAGGUUCAGGGUCCUGGAGUAGUAGGAGAAUUUCCAAUAAUUAGUCCUGGUCGAGUCUAUGAGUAUACUAGUUGUACUACAUUUGCUACUACAUCAGGAUACAUGGAAGGAUACUAUACAUUCCAUUGUCUAUACUACAAAGAUAGAUUUUUUAAUGUUACUAUUCCUAGAUUUCACAUGGUUUGCCCAACAUUCAAAGUAUCCAUAGCACGUAUGGAAACCAACCAUAAUGAUUGUGCUAUGGAUGAGGAUGAAGAUUCAACAGAUACUGACGAAUAUGAAGAUAGGCAUAGAAUUCUAGGCAUUCCCAUUCCUUCUGGGCGUUGUCCACGUCAGACCUGAUCAGAUUUUUGAAAUAGGAGUUCUGCGUAUAGAUGAGUGUACAUGUGUAUGUGUAUGUAUACACACACAUAUGCAUAUAUAAAUAUACACACACAUCUGUGUGUGUGUGUGUGUGUGUGUGUAUAGAUAUAUAGAUAUAUAGAUAUAUAAAUAAAAUAUUUGACAGUGGAGCAACUAAUAUGAAUGCUGGUACUGGUUCUGGCUUGUACCUAAUCAGGUAUACAAACAGGAUUUUCCUUUAUCUUUCAUUUGUUUUUGAAGAUGAAUUUGUGAGGUAAAGAUGGAAAUGCAGUAGCAUGGGAAGCUUUAUUUCAAAAAACUUUACAUUUGGGAGUGCUUUACAUUUAGUAAUAUAAAAGUUAUUUAAAUGUAGAAUGGUGCUUGGUUUUCUUUUUUAUAUAAAACUCUAAUGGCAAAUAAAAUAGUAAUAAUAGGCAUGCCAUUUUUGCAACAGUUUUGUAUUGUUACCUCUGUCAUAAGUGAAUGAAAUAUUUGGAAUUUAUAUCUCUAACCUUUAGGUUAAAUUGGGUAUUCUUGUAUGUGUUUAAAUUAAGAUAUAUAGCAAGAAACUAAAAUGAUUAGAAAGAAGCUGGUCAUGUUUUUAAUCCUGCAUUCAUUCCCUGAUAAUAUAUAGGUCUUCUGCAGCCUUUCUUCACUUUAGUUGAGCUGCACCAGAUUAUGAAAUGUUUGCCUCCUGAAAUGUGGGAUGCGCCAUCUCGCUUACUGCAUUUCCUCAUUUAUUAUACAAUAUAAAUAUGUAAAUAGCUUGUUUUCCACCCUUCAAAUGCCAUUUAUUGUGAUAAGUGAUUCGAAUUUUGAUUUAAAGAUAAACCUAUUGUCUUUCCUGAAUGAUAUAUGGAUUUUAUAAUUUCGAAAAGCAAACCAUUUGAGAAAUAGUCAUAGCUGAGAAUCUGCAUCAAGAAUUGUGUGCAUAGUUAUUGGGUAGUUGAAAUGCAUCGUGCCAUUUAAAAAUACGGAAAAGGUACUAGAAAAGUGAAAUAGUGGAAACAUACUUUUAAGCUGCAAUUAUUUAUAUUUACCUGGAAGUUAAUCCCAUUGACUUCAGUAAAGCUUUUGCAUAGACACAUAAUAGGACUGAAUGUUAAACCCUUAAUACUCGGGAAUCUGUACAGACCUCAGUUUCAUAUUUGAUGUAGAUGGAAGUAGUACAUUGCCGUGCCAUAGAAUUACAAGAAAGCCUAUUUUUAUUUGGGGAUAGGAAAAUGUUGGCUUCCCUAAGAAAUUGGAAAAGAAAUAUAGUAUAAAGGGACCAGAGUUAUCAAUUACUUCAAAAGAGUAAUGAGACGAAAAUGUGUAGGAUCAAAAUAAUUAGAAAUUUCUUCGUAACAUUUUUUUGUAUCAGCUGAAUUAGUUGUUAGUCAUUCUUCUAUUUGCUGAAGCCAAAAUGAAACCUUAAGACAACUUAAAAGCUUAAUGUAAAAUGUAUUGAGGAAAUUGAGGGAGGAAACUGUUUGUGCCCUAGGCUUCUGGCCCAUUUUUUCAGGAGCAAACCUUUAAUGGCCAAAGACACACUUAAUGUUUUUGUACAGAUGAAGGCAGUGGUGAUCAUGUAAAAUGAAUGGGGCUAUGUCAUGCAUAGUGAUAGAGCCACUUUUUUUCCCUUAAAAUUUAAAAGUAUAAAAAUUUUAUACUUUAAGGUUUUUAAAGACUUUGUUAAGCCUUAUGUAAGACUUAUACUAGAGUUUCUUUUCACACUCAAAAAGGCAAUAUGAGAGAGUACCAAAAUACUGUAUUGGUUUGUAUGUACAAGCACCCCUAGGGUUUAAGAUUGAUUAUUACAGCAGGGUAUUUUCUAUGAUGCUCUCGCAUAACUUGAGGCCUAAUGCUUCAUUUGUGUACAAGACACUUUUAGACUUAAUGGGCUUGUACUAUUAUUGCUAGUAUAUGUAAAAAAAUAUUAAGAAUAUGGGUUAGGAAUACUUGAAGUCAUACACUUUCCUCCAAGUAUGUUGCCUUACAAGAUGCCAUUAUAUCACAUCCAGCUCAAUAUUCUGUUCUGGUGCAAAAUAAUGUUAUUAAACAUACUA